AUGAACCAGGGGAAGGCGCGCCCGCACAUCACUCACUUCCUGGCCGCCCAGGCUUUGUCGAAGUUCAUGUCCUUCAUUUUCUGGGCUUCCUCUUUCACCGAGCUCAUCAACAAAAACCAUUACAUCAAGGAGCUGGUUGCCUUUUGGGUCGUGGGCAUGCAGAUGGUACAGAUCCUGAUCAUGGUUGACUUCAUCCACAACUACCUCUACUGCAUGUGGUACAGCGCCGGUGCCCGCCGAGCUCCUCGUGGAGCUGGCCGGCGCACACGCCGCCGCCGCCGCGCCCGCGGCAGUCCUCCGAGGAAGGCUUCGGGCGGGAGUCGUCGCGCAGGCUCGCGGGUGACUUCGACGCCUACGGCGAGGUCGUGGUGGAGGAUCCCCGUGUCCCAGGUCCUCCGCGCGGACUGCAACGUCUGA
This is a messenger RNA of Prorocentrum cordatum, 417 nucleotides long. The record is from the annotation of a GenBank genome assembly. Lineage: Eukaryota; Dinophyceae; Prorocentrales; Prorocentraceae.